GCGAGGGGCACUGAAGGCAAACAGCCUGCGGCGCGGUAUAAUCGUGCAACAUAUAAGCGCUGUCGAACCACUCCCAAGCGUCGCGCGCGGCGUUCAAUUGAUUGACAUUGACCAAUGAAGCUACUAUUGCUGCUGUCCUACACAUGCCAUGCCCUGGUGCUACCGCCGCGGCGCCUCGCGGUCGGACGACCGCUUGCGCCGCGCUUCGCCCCACCAAACAAGGUGGCCAUCCCCCUCGAGGGCACCUACGCCGUCGCGAACGAGCAGAAGGAGGUGCCGUUCCCGCACACGAAGCUCGGCAUCGGAUUAAUUGUGACCGCUUUGGUGCUGCAGUCCGCGGGCGCGUCGCUUUUGGCAAGACGCGUCGCGCUGCGCCAUUCCUAUGAUGGUGCCGUGGCGGGCCUCCUGCAGGAAGCUGUGAAAGUUCCAAUCGGCCUGGCGUGGCUCGUUUUCGUGGCGGGCGACGCGCCGCUCCGGGAGCGACUUGGUAGAUUCGCGAGAGCUUAUACCGAAGCCCCAAAACAUGUCCCGCAGCUCGCCGUGCCGGCGGGGUGCUUCGCGGCGCAGAACGUGCUCUUCUACUACGCGCACGCGCGGCUGUCCGCGACGGUCUACUUAUCGUUAUCACAAUCCAAAACGCUCUUCACGGCGCUCUUCUCCGUACCAUUGUUAGGUAGAAGACUAUCAAAGACGCAGUGGGCGUCGCAACCCUUACUCAUGGCCGGCUGCGUGCUGGUCCUCAUGCAGAGCAUGGCCUCGUCAUCAGCAUCAAAAGCAGGCGCCGCGGCCGUCGCCGCCGGCGCGGCCGCUUGUUUAGCAUCUGGCCUCUUAUCGGGCUUCGCGAACGUGUUUUUUGAGAAAAUCCUCAAGAAGCGCGCGCAAAAAACGGACGAGGGCUUCUGGGCGCGGCAACUGCAGCUCAGUUUGGUCACGUUCCUGUUCGUCCUGCCCUGCGCGCCGCGGAACUGGGCCGCGCAAGCGAUGAAGUUGCCUCCACAAGUAUGGGCUGUGGUAUUUCUCAAGGCGCUCGGGGGCUUGCUCAUCGGCGCGACCAUCAAAUACGCGUCGGCGAUCUCCAAGAACUUCGCCUCGGCGUGCGCCAUCGUGUUGACGGCGGCGCUGAGUCGCGAGGCGCGAAUAUCAACGACGUUCCGGAGCGGCAUCCUGGCCGUCGUCGCGAGCAUGGUCAUGUUCCAGGCGUGUCCUCCGAAGAAACUAUCCGAGUCGUCCGUUCCUUAAAUAGUCUGUGUCUUA
Messenger RNA from Pelagomonas calceolata, 1254 nucleotides. The record is from the annotation of a GenBank genome assembly. NCBI's taxonomy places the organism in Eukaryota, Pelagophyceae, Pelagomonadales, Pelagomonadaceae.